GGACUAUGCUCAGGGCUAUUAUUGGAAAGAAGGACAUAGGCAUUAUAAGCAUUCAGGUGCUGGUGAUGUACCUUAAAGAGAUCUUCCAGAAACCUAAUGGAAGUUGUGAAAGAAGGCAGCAUGGAUGGACUGUUGAGAGGUCUAAUGUUAGAUGGACAUAAGCCGAGCAUGGAGCUUCUUGAUGGACCACCGAAGGUCAAUCGUCAGUUGUCACUCACGCAACGGCGUUCCCACCCUGAGGUCAUUCCAAUUGAUAUGAAGGAAGACCAAGGACUUUGGAAUGUGCGUGCCAUGCUUUUUCUCUGUCUGUGGUACUUCUUCAGCUUUUGUACUCUAUUCCUCAAUAAGUACAUCCUCACUGACAUGAAAGGCGAUCCAACCAUUCUCGGGGCUUGUCAGAUGCUGAUGACCACAACAUGUGGGUUCAUCCAGCUGUACAUACCUUGUGGGAUGUACAAGAAAGUCCAUCGGAUAGGAAAGCCUGUCAAAUUCAUGAGGAAUAUGAUUCUCGUUGGAAGCAUGAGGUUGGCUGCUCUUACAUAUAUUUCUUUUUCUGGUCUCUCCAGAGAAAGGCUUAUCAGCUACUGUUAUUUCUGUAGACAAGCUAUAAAAUUUUCCACUGUGGUCCUUGGCUUGGUGGCCUUGAAGUAUGUUGCAGUGAGCUUCACGGAAACCAUCAAGAGUUCAGCUCCUCUCUUCACUGUUUUCAUAUCCCGGGCAGUUGUGGGCGAGCAGUCAGGGCUUUACGUGAUCUCCUCGACAAUACCCAUCAUGGGAGGCUUGAUUCUAUGCUCAGCAGCUGAGCUCAGCUAUGACACAAGGGGCUUCCUUGCUGCAAUGGCUGCCAAUCUUACUGAAUGGCAAAACGUGUAUUCCAAGAUGCUGAUCAGUGGGGAAAUGUUCAAAUACACUCCAGCUGAGCUUCAGUUCUACACGAGCAUCGCAUCCAUUGCUGUCCAACUGCCAAUGGCCCUGCUGUUCAUAGACCUGGAAGGUGUCAUUCGGACGACGGAUCUUCAUCUCUUCCUUGCCUUUUUGCUUAAUGGGGUCUUCUUCCAUUUCCAGUCAAUCACUGCUUAUGUCCUCAUGGACUACAUCAGCCCUGUUACACACAGUGUGGCAAACACAGCAAAGCGAGCCCUGCUGAUCUGGCUGUCAGUGUUGACCUUCCACAAUGAGGUGACCACUUUGAGUGGGUUGGGAACACUCAUUGUGUUCAUAGGCGUCGCUCUCUAUAAUCAGGCGAGGGAAUAUGAGCGGAAGCUGCGGCUGAGGGAGCAGACAAUGGGACACCACCUCUGAAGUCUGGUUACUCUCAUUUAUUUCUCAGAAGGCAUUCAGUUUCUGACCUCCUCUGACUGUACCUUGGAGAGUGAGUUUAGUACUAUUUUAAGCGCUUCACCUGUGAUAUCUGCUCUGAACAACUUUUGCCCCGUUUUUCCAUCCCAGGCAAGUUAAUAACCUCAAUUGGGAUGGAAAAUGCUUUUUUUUUCUAUUGGUGGCAGCUUCCUUGAUGUGCAUUUAAUUUUGAAGCCCU
Darwinula stevensoni is the source of this 1537-nucleotide messenger RNA. The record is from the annotation of a GenBank genome assembly. Lineage: Eukaryota; Metazoa; Arthropoda; Ostracoda; Podocopida; Darwinulidae.